Zophobas morio is the source of this 1538-nucleotide messenger RNA. RefSeq names its product DNA repair protein RAD51 homolog 3-like. Gene Ontology annotation, biological process: reciprocal meiotic recombination; DNA repair; meiotic DNA recombinase assembly. The record is from RefSeq and is a predicted model, not a curated record. NCBI's taxonomy places the organism in Eukaryota, Metazoa, Arthropoda, Insecta, Coleoptera, Tenebrionidae. Gene Ontology annotation, cellular component: Rad51C-XRCC3 complex; Rad51B-Rad51C-Rad51D-XRCC2 complex; replication fork. Gene Ontology annotation, molecular function: ATP-dependent DNA damage sensor activity; ATP binding; crossover junction DNA endonuclease activity. The coding region runs from base 53 to 883 and encodes 276 amino acids. The transcript has 3 exons.
UUACAUUUACUGCGCAUGCGCCAUUUUGUUAACCUCAAAAUUCAAAUUUAAAAUGAAUCAAUCGAUCUCAUCGCUGAAUUUGCCGCAAAACGUAAUUACGAAACUCGAAAACGCCGGUUUUCACCAUUGCAACGACGUCGCAGACAAUUUAGACGCGAUUAACCCGAAAAUCAAGCUCCCGGAUUGGGGGUCAGUCACGACAGCCCCGAAACCCAAAACGGCUCUCGAGCUAUGUGACGACGAAUCGGGGCUCACUGCAACCCUAAUUCCAGAACUGGAUCCACUUUUAACGAAAAUCGCGCUACCGGGGUGCAUCACCGAACUCUGUGGCUUCCCAGGGAGCGGAAAAACGCAGCUGUGUCUACAUUUAGCUGUGGGGGCGAAGUCGCGGGUUGUUUUCAUCCACACGAACAAAAACCUAAACCCUGAGAGACUAAGAGAAAUUUGUCAGAAAUGUGGCGUCGAUGCAGACGCUACUUUGGCAAGAAUUUUGUGUGUGGAGGCUCCGGAUCCCGUCACUCUAACAGCAAGCGUGGAGUUUUUGCGUUCGUGGUUGAAACAGAAUAGUGUGGGGGUGGUGUUCAUUGAUAGUAUUUCGUGGCCCUUGCGGCUGCAACCCAGUGGCGAAAAAACCAAGCUUGUGUAUACGUUGUUGCAGACUUUGCGGGCUUUGGGUAACGAGCACGGUUUCACGGUUAUUUUAACUAAUGAUUUGACCACACGGAUAGUGGCUGGGAAAGCGUACAACACGUCUUCGUUCGGAGAGUAUUUUUAUCAUUUAGUUAACAAUAGGAUUUUGUUGUCGAAAGAAGCGGAUUCGUUUAGUGCAAGUGUGUUGAAGAGCGUGAAUGGGGGCCCAGAGACGAUUAGCUUUAAAAUUUAAAUCUGGUGACUUAAAUGUCAUUUGGGGUUUUCGACGCAGCGAUUGACAGUUAACCUCAACGCUGUCAUUGCUGCCAACCUUGAUGACCCCUCUUCGUACGAAAUCGUGUUUUGAUCACUUGAAGCGCAAAUCUAAUCAAAAAUAUCACUCGAGCGCACUAUUAAUAGAUAAGUGCAUACCAGUGCCCCGGUUUUUAUGGAAGCAAAGGAGGUCACUGAAGAAUUCAUCAAAAAUGAGCUCAAUACCGAACUUGAUGCCAUCCACCCCAGGUUCCUGGAGCCCCAAGAUGCAGCUGUGAUCAGGGAAUACCAGGUUCAACACGACUAUUACUGCGACGAGUGCCGACAGUUUUUUGCCCCCACCGUGGAGGCCCUUAAAGUACACUUCAGCGGGGACAUGGUGGACCACAAACCCUACGCUUCGUGCGUUUAUUGCGAAGGAACAGUUUUUCAGUACAAAUUCAACAAUGAGAGGAAGCUCUACCACAAUUGUCGGGAUUACAGGAAAAAGGAGGCAACUGAGAGCGAUGGAGAGAAGACUGAAUGAAUUUCAGGCUGUGCACAAAUUACCUGUUACCAGAAAAUAGUUAAUAUAUUUUUGCAACUAUGAAACUAUGUAUUUUUUGAUAGAAAAAAUAUACUUUAUAAAUACAGAA